Molecule: messenger RNA, 1203 nt
Organism: Hippocampus comes (tiger tail seahorse)
Lineage: Eukaryota; Metazoa; Chordata; Actinopteri; Syngnathiformes; Syngnathidae
Gene: psmb9a
Product: proteasome 20S subunit beta 9a
Exons: 6
Coding region: 108-743 (211 amino acids)
Cellular component (GO): cytoplasm; proteasome core complex
Molecular function (GO): threonine-type endopeptidase activity
Source: RefSeq, a predicted model, not a curated record
UCACUUUCACCUUUGAAGGCGGCGCUCUGCUGGCGCUCUGCUGGCACUCGACGUCGGACUCGUCCCGCAGUCUCGUCUGGAGGAGGACGCGGCGAGGUUCGGAGAGCAUGUCGGCCACGCGAUCCGAGGAGGUGCAAACCGGGACGACAAUCGUCGCCAUCGAGUUCGACGGCGGGGUCGUGCUGGGCUCGGAUUCGCGCGUCACCGCCAGAGAUUCCGUGGUGAACCGUGUGAUGAACAAGCUGGUAGCCCUCCACCCAAAGAUCUACUGCGCUCUGUCCGGCUCUGCGGCGGACGCUCAGGCGCUUGCCGAGCUCACCAGCUAUCAGCUGCAGCUUCACAGCUUGGAGAUCGAAGAGGAGCCGCGGGUGGGCGCCGCCGCUACCCUGGCCAAGAACACGUCGUACCGCUAUCGGGACGAGCUGUCCGUAAAUCUCAUCGUGGCCGGCUGGGACAGAAGAGGCGGCGGGCAGGUGUUUUCCACGCUGAGCGGCGCCCUGCUGCGACAACCCUUCGUCGUGGGCGGCUCGGGCAGCACUUACGUGUACGGCUUUGUGGACACCGCGUACCGCCCCGGCAUGAGCAGAGAGGAGUGCCAGCAGUUUGUCCUGAACACCCUCGCUUUGGCCAUGAACCGGGAUGGCUCCAGUGGAGGCGUGGCCUACCUAGUCACCAUCGACCAAAGCGGUGCACAGGAGAAAGUCGUUUUGGGGAACGACUUACCCGCCUUCUUUGACAAGUGACGCAUGCCGAUGCAACGCAGCCUGCCUGGACCCCUUCGGUGUCUGCGACUUAACUUUGAAGUUCCCGAAGAAGACCUCGUGUGGAACAAUUGAGCUUUAAAUGUCUUGUAUGUAAAUUGCCACGUGUGCCUGCCUGUCAAUAUUUUUGAUGUCGCCAACAGUUCAGACAGACGGGUCUUCCGUUUGAAUCGAUUGACUGGCUUUUUCUGGAACACAAACAACAAAUUGUGGGAACGUGUCGACACCGCGGAUCAAGCACAAUCAUGAACCCGAUAGAACAUGAAGGACUGUUCACGACUUCCAAACAACCCCAUCUUGUGCGCUUUCUGUCACUUUGAAAUCAUGUCCUGUUUUGGGAUGAUAAAGGAUGUAAUUUUGUAUGUUUUUUUUUUUUAUUCAUAAAAAAAGACAUUGAUCGAUUAUUCAAAUAAAAGUUGGUGAGCAGCUGUAAAACAGGAAA